AAUCCAGGAGGGGAAAAAAGUAAACGGUGAACUUGAUUUGCUGAGGCUGAAGAGGAAGUGAUUGUUUCUUUUGUAUUUACACGUGUAAACAAUCAUAUUUUCGCCUAAAUUUGUCCGCUGCAUUAUUGAAACACUGUAAAGAGAGAUAUCACUUUUAGUCUAAAUGCAAACUGAGCCCUCUCACGUAAUUCGGGAGGGAAAUGUCAAGAUUAUUCGUUAACCUGAUCUUUCAAGUGACGGGGAAGGUAACAUGGGGAACCUCAGGACGACCUCCACUUUUUACUGUGCCACCCGUUAGCUUGGCACAUGUUCAGACCGCCGGUAAGAAAGAUUACAUUGAUCUCCCUGUCCUAAAUGAAGACGAGCUGGACGAGCAGUUUGUAAGAGGGUCAGGACCUGGUGGUCAGGCGACCAACAAAACCAGCAACUGUGUGGUGCUCAGGCACAUCCCAACUGGCAUUGUCGUUAAGUGCCAUCAAACCAGAUCGGUGGAAACAAACCGCAAAAGAGCUCGGCAGAUAAUGAGGGAGAAGCUUGAGGUCACCUACAAGGGAGAAGAGAGCGACAUUCUGAAGAAUAAGAAGGAGUCUAUACAGAGGAAACAAGACAAGAGGAAAAAGGCAAAUGAGAAUUUGGAGAAGAAGAGACUUUUCAAAGAGGCACUGAUGACAGACUCCAAACCAGGGGAUGACAGGGGAUGAAAAGUAUGCAUGAACAUAACAUUUAGUCUGAUCAACAAAUAUGUCCUACCUCAUCGUGAUCUGUAUUGUAAAUAAAGAGCACCUAUUGAAAUCAAUUAUAUUGUCAUCAAUCUGUCUAAGAUACUUUUAUUGGACCAAUAAAAUCAAAGGUCUUUUGAGUCUUUGAUCUUCAGGCUGGAGAGUUGGUCCAAUUCAAUCCAAUAACUUUGUUUGCACCUUGCCUGUUAGAGCCUUGCAUUUCUCUCGGUUUCUGCCAAGCAUUCACGUAUAAGCCCCCUGGCGUGAAUGAUACCUUCAAAUGAAAAAGAAAAGAUAAAAACACACUUAAGUUCUUGAGUCCAUGAAACGUCAAAUUAUAACUUUACAGACCCCAAUGGUGCAUAGUAGAUUUCACAUGGCAAGUACUAGAUCGCGAGAACCCAAGGAGGCAUACAGCCUUCCCUAUUGUUUUCAGUGAAACAUAUGGACCACUGCUGGGCCAAUGUGUACUACAGUCCUGAUGCUCUGUUUAAAUGUUUAGAAACAUGAAUUAUCCCUGCUUGUGAUAUGCUUUUGGAAACCUUUGGAACAUUCAUAUCAGAGAACAAAUUUUACCAAUACAAAAUAUAUACUUGUUGUGCGCCUUUAACAGGUUUCCACCUAUGUAUUUUGCGUUGCACAUUUACCUGAACUACGACGACAGUUCAUAAGCUAAUGGAAACUCGAGAGGGAAUAAAAAUAAAAAUAUUGUCUUGAAGUUGUAUUGGGGUUGUGCCACAGAGCAUCAUGGGGGUUGUAUGUGUUGUAGACCGAGCACGU
This is a messenger RNA of Salvelinus namaycush (lake trout), 1499 nucleotides long. RefSeq names its product mitochondrial translation release factor in rescue (gene mtrfr). The record is from RefSeq and is a predicted model, not a curated record. Gene Ontology annotation, cellular component: mitochondrion. Gene Ontology annotation, biological process: translational termination. NCBI's taxonomy places the organism in Eukaryota, Metazoa, Chordata, Actinopteri, Salmoniformes, Salmonidae. Bases 201 to 701 code for a protein of 166 amino acids. Gene Ontology annotation, molecular function: translation release factor activity. The transcript is spliced from 2 exons.